AUGAUCAUAGACUCCUUCCCGUUGCACACCAAGUACGUCGCCAUGAAACACGACGGCAAAGCUCGCGCCAGGCCUAUAGUGAAGAGGGUGGAGGACCCCGAAGAGAUUCUCGAGAUGUUCGAUCGGAUCUCGUACCAGAAAGCUGCGGCCGUGAUCAGGAUGCUGGAGGACGCGAUUGGGAACUCGAGAUUCGUCCACGGGAUCAGAGACUACUUGCUGACCUACCGAUUUCAAAACGCAGCCUCGCGGGACCUGUUCGAGAUUCUGCAAAACAGCAGUCGUAUCGGCAUCGACAUGGCCGACUUUAUGAGCCGAUGGACCGGUUUCGCCGGAUUUCCGGUGAUCAACGUGGUCCAGGAGAAGAAGAUCUUCAGGUUGUCGCAGCGGCGAUUCACGGCAAGCAAGAAGCUGCACGAGACUCUCGAGUACGUAGCGCAACUUUGUGCAGAAGGUGACAAGAACGUUACACGAUCGUUGCAGCGACGGUAGCUGGACCAUUCCUGUGAA
Messenger RNA from Megalopta genalis, 507 nucleotides. The record is from RefSeq and is a predicted model, not a curated record. Lineage: Eukaryota; Metazoa; Arthropoda; Insecta; Hymenoptera; Halictidae.